Molecule: messenger RNA, 687 nt
Organism: Tetrapisispora phaffii CBS 4417
Lineage: Eukaryota; Fungi; Ascomycota; Saccharomycetes; Saccharomycetales; Saccharomycetaceae
Exons: 1
Coding region: 1-687 (228 amino acids)
Source: RefSeq, a predicted model, not a curated record
AUGCAUGUUGGUGCUUCUGAUCCGGAAGGAAAAUAUUGGCGACGAUAUGAGAUAUUCUUGGCGGCACAGAACCUACAAACUAUUAUGGUCCGUGCAAGAGUCGUGCUUAUCUGUCUCAAGAUUGUUCCAGCUGUCACCAAGAUUCCGUGUGCAAACGUGCGCCUAGGGAGUGAUGAAAGCUCUUAUCGAGGCGGCGGCUGCACCGCUAUCAUGGUUUCUUCAGAGCUGCAUCGAGGCCAGCACUAUUGCGAUGAGGGCUUGCAUGAAGAAACGAGCAAAGCGCCGUUUCAGAACACCGGGGGCAGCUGGCCUCGGUUGAGCCCAUACCGAAACCAUUGCCACGACAAGGCAGCUCCACCAGGCAACCGUGCCCUGCCGCCCAUCCCGCACCAUUCCCUCAAGACCCUCCCUCGAAAGCACAUCCAGUGCAUCGCAUUGCGUUCUCGAGCCGGCCCCGAAACGGCAAAACCCAAAUCUCAGAAAAAGAAACGACAAAUCUCAAACGACAGCCGAGGAAACAGAAAUAAAACUAAUUGGCUGCGGGAGUUUCUGUGCCGUCGUCCCGAUCGAGAAAAAGAAAAAGAAAAAGAAAAAGAAAGGUUCAAUUCCCGGAAAUGCCCGCUGUCGCUUAAGUCACUGGCUUCGUUCUGUGCAGUGCUGAGAGAAAUGUCUUUCCUGAUAAGAUGA